ACCCAGUACAGUUAUCUCUAAUGGCUCCUCUGUCAAAAGACAAGAAGCUGCAGCAGAGUAUGAAGCCACAAAGGCUGUGCUUAAGAUAAUGGCUGAACAAGAGAGAAUUAGAGAAAAAAUGCAAACCAUAGAAGAAGAAGACAAACUCAGAACUGCAGAACAAGAAGCUGCUGCGAUGUCACAACGCCAUCAAGAGGAAAGAGAGGAAACAGAACGCAAGUUAAAAAGAGAAAAGGAGAAGGCGGCUGUGAUAAAGAGACAACAAGAAGAAAGUGCUGCAAGGAAAAGAUCAGUUGAGGACUUAAAAAGAGAAAUUGAAAGACUGGAAAAUCUGAAAGGAUUCAAUGCAGCAAAGGCAAAAUUACAAGUUUAUGAAGAAGACUACUUUUUAGUAAAGCAAGAAAGAAUCACUCCGAAUCCUGCAAACAUACAGUGGUCACUUCUCCAAGAACUGCAGCAAUCGGAUGACAUGCAACACAUGCUCAAAACAACAUCCCACAUGUCUGCACGAAGAAAGACAAAGACACGAGACAAAGAAAGAACAACCUAAAGAACAAGAAGUAGCUGAAGGGAAGGAA
This is a messenger RNA of Poeciliopsis prolifica (blackstripe livebearer), 578 nucleotides long. RefSeq lists its product as uncharacterized. The record is from RefSeq and is a predicted model, not a curated record. Bases 89 to 550 code for a protein of 153 amino acids. NCBI's taxonomy places the organism in Eukaryota, Metazoa, Chordata, Actinopteri, Cyprinodontiformes, Poeciliidae. The transcript has 2 exons.